AUGGAUUUGGUGAUCGGAAAGGAAAUGGAUGAAAUUAUGAAUAUGGAAACAACAUCUCCGAGAAGGAAAUAUUCAGCCAUUAAGCACCAAGAAAUUGGAAAUGAAUGGCUGUAUGAAAUGAUCAGAAUUAUGAUGUAUAGCCUAACUGUCGCUCUUUCAAAUUGGAAAUAUAUCGGAAUUGGAUUAACAACCAUGAUGAUUGCUGUUUGGGCUGUAAAAUUAAUCAUGAGAGAGAAAAGACGGCCUGUCGGAAGAUGUUGGAAUUGUGGAGAGUCAUUUCGACUUACUAGAAGACAAAUUGAUUUGGGAUGGAAGUGUCCCACUACAGGUUGUAAUGCUUUCAACACAGCGCAUCAUUCAUCAUUAACAGGAAGAACAUUGAAGAGUAUAUUUAUGAGGUUUUCAAUUUAUUCAUUUACACUGUUGCAAUCAGCACAUUUAUUAUUUCUAUUGAUGGGAAGUGAGACAUCGAGAUUAAUCAUUGGUACAUCGUUUGAAAAAUCAGAAAACAAAUUAUUUGUUGUGGAAUUUAUCAUGCUAAUAUUCUCAGUGGUUGGAUGUAUUCUCAAUGGACAUAGCAUUGGUUUUAGUUUUUUAUUAGGAGUCAUGAGUUUUUUAUCAUCCAAAUGCAGGCUCGCUUUAAAAGGUGUCUUGCUAUUCUCGAAUAUAUCUAUUACUGUACUUAAAAUAAUUAAGCUUAACGAAGUACAAAUGGACAUGGGAGAUGAAUAUGAUUACGAACGAUAUUUAGAGGAAAGAAAACUAAUCAAUAGAUAUAAUUCUCAUCAAGUCGUUCAGUCUCUCGAGAUAGAGGACCAUUUUCAACCAAUACAAGAGGCUGAAAAUACUGCUGAAUCUACCGGCUAUGUAUUGACUAUGGAUCAUCAACCCUCCAAUGACACUACUAGUGCCAUACAAGACGAUUUUAAUGAAAUUGAAAAUGUGGACCUUUCCCAGCUUUCGCUUUCUGGAGAAAUGAACAAGUCAACAUCCAAUGAAAAUGUCAGUCCCUGGUCUCGAGAUGACCAUCUCUAUUACAAACCUCCAAAAUAUGCCAAAUCUCAUCAAGAAUUGGUACAAUUUUCAAAACACAUGAACGGUACUGGUGGCACUUCUUCCAACAGUAAAGAAACAACGAAACCUAAGGCAGAGGUCGAUACAAUUUCCAUGCUGUCAGCUCUAACUAUUUCUGACGAAGAGGACGAAAAUAUGCAUGACAUACCUGACAUCUCGUCGAGUAUAUCUUCUAGUGAGUCACCUCCAAGACAACUUUCACUAAAUUCUGAACAAUCCAAACCACCAAGCAAUGCUUCAGUUGUAAUGGGCAUCGAACAAGAGGACCGACCAUCGUCACCAGCAUCUCUUGUUGUACAACAGAAAUUGAGCAAUAUUCCAUCCAGUCUCAGCAAGUAUCAAGCUAUUGGAAUUACAUUUUUCAUGUUCAGCCUUACUGCUGUUCUAGCAGCUACUUUGAUGAACAUGUAUCAAAUUUCAAACUACACGUAA
Naegleria lovaniensis is the source of this 1506-nucleotide messenger RNA. RefSeq lists its product as uncharacterized. Bases 1 to 1506 code for a protein of 501 amino acids. The transcript has 3 exons. The record is from RefSeq and is a predicted model, not a curated record. Lineage: Eukaryota; Heterolobosea; Eutetramitea; Acrasida; Naegleriidae.